AUGCAAUACGUAAAGAGCAAAACGGUGGUUAUUCUCGGAUCGACUGGCAAAUUGAGUGACGGCAGCGUUGCCAUAAAAAAGUCGAACACUUCGCUCAAAAAGGAGUUGCACACAGACGUGCAAGGGGAAAGACACAAGCGAGAUGAUCCACCUGAUGAGGAAAGACAGACAAGUGAAAAUGCGCCAAGAUUAAAGUCAUCCCUUAAAAAAAAAAUCAGCUCUUUGGAUGGAAGUACCUUGGAACAAGUGAGCUCCAAACGCGCAGGUGUGGGGGGGAGCAGCAGCGGCGCUUCGGAGGGGUCGCUUAACGGGGAAACCUCGAAAAUGGGCGCGACGCUGGAGGGAGGAAAAAACGAAGGCGAUGAAAGCAGCGCAGAUGAUGACCGCAAUACAGAUGGGGGUGGCAACACAGAUGCGGGGGCCAACUCGGGUGACGAACAAUCGGCAGACAAGCCGAAGGGAGCGGCAAAAGGGGCAACCAAAAAAGUGUCCGUGUUCCAGCGGCUAGCCACGACGCACACGCUGAGCAGCAGCUACAGACGCGCAAGUCCAAAGCUGAAAAAGCUGCACACAGAAAAUCUCCAAGCAGCCUUGAAAGGGGGGGGGCCCAAGAAAGCCUUCAGCAUGAAAGUGGACAAAAAUGUGACCUAUUCUUCAUUCGCCCCGUACAAUAAGGCGCGAAAGAUAAAUGCGGAAAGGAAACUAAAUAUGAUCAGGGCCAAGACGCAGAUAUUGAAAAUAGCCGAGAGGUUCAUGAGCACAGAGAAAAUCAAGUCCUUCCAAAUGGUGGAGAGAAGAAACACUCAGUCGUUGGCGAGAGGUGGGAAGCCCCAUUCGGAGAUGGAGCAGUUGGAGAGGGAGGAGAAGUUGGAGAGGGAGGAGAAGUUGGAGAGGCUGAAGAAGCUGGAGAAGACGGGGGGGAGGAAGCCAGGGGAUAUUCCCAUUCCCUUGAGGGGAAGCUCAACCAAGCAUGGCGACUUGGGCAAGGCCAACCAGAAAAACCGCCCAACAUUAAGAAAGCACAAAAAGAUGGUGCUGCAAAAAACAGGUAGCCAACAAGGACUGCCAUUAUUUGAAAACAUGCUGGGAGUGAGCCAUUCAGGAGGAGUGUACACCUGGGAUGGAUAUCAGUGGAGGAAAAUAAACAUCCUCUACGAAUAUUUCGUGUCCCUCUGCACAGACAAAAAGGGACACAUCCUUUGCAUCAAUACAGAUUUCAAGCCAGGUUUUCUGAUGAGCAAUAGGUGCUUCCAAAAAAUAGACACCCAUAGGGAAGCUCUCUUUUUAAAAAUGGCCAUAAGUGGGAGGAACAAAAUGUGGGCAAUAAACCUCCGGGGCGAUUUACAAAAAUGGGACAAAUACGAAUGGGUGCAGGAAAAAAAGGCCUACGGAAUAGCGAAGUUGAAAUCUUUAGCCUUUGACAGAAGUGAUCGCCUGUGGGUUCUGGACGAGAAGAAUUAUUUCUACAUCUACCACACGGAGCGGAAGAAUUGGAUGCUUCACAGUGACAGCAGCAAGGGGGGAGGAGGCAACAUAAACGACUUUGAUUUUAACGAGAGCAACUUUUUGGUGGCCCUCACCUCCGACGGGAUGAUUAAAUUUUGUAGAAAUGGCCGGUGGGUGAGGUGCGGAAUGUUGGGGCAAGUGAAGAUUUCCAGUUUGCAUUUUUCGAGGAGGGGAGGCGGGUGA
Plasmodium vivax (malaria parasite P. vivax) is the source of this 1689-nucleotide messenger RNA. RefSeq lists its product as hypothetical. Bases 1 to 1689 code for a protein of 562 amino acids. Lineage: Eukaryota; Apicomplexa; Aconoidasida; Haemosporida; Plasmodiidae. The record is from RefSeq and is a predicted model, not a curated record. Gene Ontology annotation, molecular function: protein binding. The transcript has a single exon.